ACAACUUCCUAAAGGGGUUUCACCAUGAAACUAACUGUGGUCUGCUUAGUGGUAAGCUUCUUUCUGCUGCACUAUGCAGAGCACAGUGAUGCCUGCUUGGAGGUAAUUGAGAAAGCGUUGGGUCUCCAACCGUGCAAUGAAGGUGGUCGCAACGAACACAGGGAGCCUCACAGGGGUGGACCAGGACCUGUGAGAUCUACUAGGAGGCGCGGGAGAAUCCCUAGGAGACGUGAGACACCAAGACCAAUACAUCACAAUACCAGAGAACGGAGGCAUCACACAAAAACAAGGAAGCCUAGAAAACCCGUUCCUUGUAUUACGAAGAGGACGGAACCUCCACCGGUUACAGAUUUUACUACUCGAAAAUCCAAUCCACCAUGCACUUGUACUGAAAGCACUACUCGAAAGACAAAUCCGACUUGUACUUGUACGGAAAGCACUACGAAAAAGACAAAUCCGACUUGUACUUGUACUGAAAGCACUACUCGAAAGACAAACCCGACUUGUACUUGUACAGAGAGCACUACUCCAUGGACGGAACCACCAGUUACAGAUAUUACUACUCAAAAAUCCAAUCCACCAUGCACUUGUACUGAAAGCACUACUCGAAAGACAAAUCCGACUUGUACUUGUACUGAAAGCACUACUCAAAAGACAAAUCCGACUUGUACUUGUACGGAAAGCACUACUAAGAAGACAAACCCGACUUGUACUUGCACAGAGAGCACUACUCCAUUGACGGAACCACCGGUUACAGAUAUUACUACUCAAAAAUCCAAUCCACCAUGCACUUGUACGGAAAGCACUACUCAAAAGAUAAAGUCGACUAGUACUACUCAAGGGACUGAGCCACCAAGCACUCAGAAGACUCUUCCACCCAAUCCACCAAGCACUAAGAACACCGAACCACCAAAUAGCACUCCUCCUCCAGAGAAAACCACCCGAAAACCAUGCGGAUGUAGUAGCUCUCACCCGUCUGGAUGGAAUCCUGGCGGUCCUAUAAUCCCAAGCUUUUCAACGACUACCAAGAAACCGGACGAAUGUUCGACAAAACCUUCAGGUUGGAAUCCCGGAGGUCCGAUUGUGACAAUACCAACAACUUCUCGAACGCCCUGCGGGUGUGUCUCGUGGAAUCCACCAGGUUGGAAUCCCGGCGGUCCUUGGCCUCCCACAUUUCCCGGACCUUGCAGACCAGGACCUGUCAUUCCCAACAAUGCAGAAUGCGGAUUCGAUCCACAAUGCCCACAAGGCUGGAAUCCCGAUAGUCCUCUAUUACCCGAUCCCGAAAUUCCCGGGAAUUUUGGACCCGGACCUGUCAUUCCCCGCAGUGGAGAAAAUGGAUGUGGCUGCUCCUGCUCGUGAUUUGCAUGUCCACCAUUGAUGUCCACCAAAAGCGGAACUUAGGAAAGAGCUUCGUAUUACCGUGAAUCGAAUACAAAUACUGAUGGAAGAUUGCAUCCAAUAAAAACCAUGUUGAUUGAAGAAG
Molecule: messenger RNA, 1486 nt
Organism: Drosophila melanogaster (fruit fly)
Lineage: Eukaryota; Metazoa; Arthropoda; Insecta; Diptera; Drosophilidae
Gene: Eig71Ee
Product: Ecdysone-induced gene 71Ee
Exons: 2
Coding region: 25-1362 (445 amino acids)
Source: RefSeq, marked reviewed